Macrosteles quadrilineatus (aster leafhopper) is the source of this 1795-nucleotide messenger RNA. RefSeq names its product protein yellow-like. The transcript has 8 exons. The coding region runs from base 95 to 1495 and encodes 466 amino acids. The record is from RefSeq and is a predicted model, not a curated record. NCBI's taxonomy places the organism in Eukaryota, Metazoa, Arthropoda, Insecta, Hemiptera, Cicadellidae. Gene Ontology annotation, cellular component: extracellular region.
GGCACCCCCUCAGCCGCCGAGUGGGCUCAACUCGCCCGCCCUGGCCGCCCAGCCCUUGUACAACGCACCUACUAGACCGCCCCUGGAACAUGGAAUGUUGGUUCCAUGGAUGUUUUCCGUUUGGUUACUGGGGACCCAGGCCAUGGGCUCACUGGGUUCGCCUGAUCCCCAAUCUUCCAGACAAUCCUCUAGACAAUCUUCCAGACAACCUUCUAGACAAGUUUCACGAGGACAAAGCUCUCGACAGUCUCCCAAGCCGAGAGCACAGAGUACCAAGCCUAAAUUCCAAGAGGUGUUCGGCUGGGGUCAGGUGGACUUUGCGUACCCUUCCGACCAAGCGAGACAGGCUGCCAUAGCUGACGGGACAUUUAUACCCGAAAACAACCUCCCUCUGGGAAUAGAGGUAUGGAAAGACCGAGUGUUUGUGUCAGUGCCCCGGUGGAAGGAAGGAGUUCCAGCAACUCUGAACGUCAUCUCCAUGAACGAUCCCUCCCCCAGCCCGCUGCUGACUCCGUACCCCUCCUGGGAGUGGCAUCAAUCCGGGAACUGCAAUGGCCUCACCUCUGUGUUCCGCAUGAAGGCUGACGAGUGUGGAAGACUGUGGGUGAUUGACUCUGGAAUCAUUGACGCCCUUCGGACUGUCAAAGUCAUCUGUCCACCCCAACUCUUUGUGUUCGACCUGGAGACCGACAGGCUUCUGUGGAAGUAUGAGAUCCCUAAAGAUCAGAAUCCAGAGAGUGCUUUAUUCACGUUCAUCACCGUAGACAUCAGGGACAAUGACUGUGAGGACGCCUACGCUUACAUUGCUGAUGUGUUCAGAUACGGUUUGAUCACCUACCGCUGGAAGACUGACAGUUCCUGGAGGAUCACUCACCCCCACUUCUUCCCUGACCCUAUCGUCAGCAGAUACAACCUUGAUGGGCUCACCUUCCGAUGGACCGACGGAAUCUUUGGACUGAGUCUGUCACCGGUUGACCCUGUAACUAAAGACAGAACUAUGUUCUUCCAUCCGAUGUCGAGUUUCCGCGAGUUUGAGGUAGCAACGUCCAUCAUCAGACGGGAAGGUGGAAACUUAACUCAGGAGGAGAAGGACUCAUUCUUCCUCCUAGGAGAGCCGAGAGGAGAGAGCAACAGUCAUGCUAGCGCCUCCGCAAUGGACAGAAACGGAAUCAUGUUCUACAACCUAGUGACAGCUAACUCUGUCGGCUGUUGGAACUCCCAGACCCACUACUCUCCGAGGUCACAGGGUGUCGUUGAGAGAAACAGCAAAACUCUCAACUUCCCCAACGAUCUCAAGGUGGACCAAGAGCCGGAACAGAACAUCUGGGUGUUGAGCAACAGGUUGCACAAAUACCUCUACAGCUCUCUCGACCCUACUGACGUCAACUUCCGACUACUCACGGUUCCGGUGAAAGAGGCCAUCAAGGGGACUGUGUGUGAACCUGGAGCAAACAUACCAAGUGAACCGGUCGAGAAAUGUCCUAAAAAGCAUUAAGGUGUUUGAAAAGAUAGUCAGCUUAUCUUUGACUAUUGAUUGAAGUAGACAUCCCAUUCCUGUUAUAGUUGUAGCCAUUAAGGGAAUGGAAAUGGACAAGUCAAAUUAAUUGAGCCACCGACAGAGUGAUAGCUGUUGGAUAUGGCAAUUUUUAAACCAAGCAUAACUAAGAAUGGAAAUCACUGCAUCAUUCAUGUAACUUCAACUACCUAUCAAAAUGUUGUCAGAAUUUAGUGUUACCCAGUUUCCUCCUGUGACACAAGGCGGCGUUGGUGUGUGGCAACAUCGCAAUGUCAUGCA